Molecule: messenger RNA, 2143 nt
Organism: Folsomia candida
Lineage: Eukaryota; Metazoa; Arthropoda; Collembola; Entomobryomorpha; Isotomidae
Product: outer dense fiber protein 3B
Exons: 6
Coding region: 1241-2026 (261 amino acids)
Cellular component (GO): cytoskeleton
Source: RefSeq, a predicted model, not a curated record
CUCGAUAGAUUAUGAAAUAUGAUAAACACAAGGCUUGAUCAUGCCGUCGAAGCAUGUGUCAAAUAUACAUUCAUAAAAAUUCAAAGUCAGAUCGUGUCAUUUUGGGGCUACAGAGGUUUGUAACAACAACAUAAAUUAUAUACAAUUCGUACGGUAAUUCCACAGAACUAUACUAUUCUAUCUAGAAGAAGUACUGGACGAGCGAUAGUAGCCACACUAUGAGCGCCGUCUAUGCACAUUCACCAACUAAUAAUACACUGGUAGGUGUUGCACCCGAGCGCCACCACUUCUCACCUAGCAACUAAAUAAUACACAGAUGGGUAUGUGCGCCACCGUCGCUCCAGUUGACACACAACUUUGUAUACUCAAAUCAGCAGGGAAACAUACCCAUUGGGUAAUUCUUUUGACUUUACCAAUAUUGUUCAUUAGGUCUACAAUCUACGUAUUUGUAAGUGUGUCUACCACGCAUGUACCAUCUGCCAGACGGCCAAUUCUGGAUUAUUAAGACGAUGACAUUGCAAAAAAUGCAACCACACGCUACAAGAAGGUUUCAUUUCAUUUUACGAGAAAGGGCAAUAGGUCGGACGACGCGUGUGUGUGAGUCGAGCACACAAACCGUGAAAACUAGUAUUAGUAAUAGCCAGGUUUUCUAGUUUAAUAUGUGUGGUUGAUGGUGCGUAGCAUAUUUCCAUACAUGAUAGCAAGUAUCUGCACACAAGAUUUUGCAACAGUUUAUGCAAGCUGCCAUUUGUUGCGUUCAAAGAAGAAGGGUCAAUGUCAGCAAAACAUGCAGAAAUUACGAUACGUAAAUAUGGGAAAGAAAGUGUACACUACACUUUAGCAGGUGAUACAUGAAAUAGAAUCACCUCAGGCGUGUUUUCCAUCUGCUCGAAUUUCAAUUUAUUUAAUAAAGUAGCCAUACCGCUUAUUUCUACCUCACUAUGCAAAAAAACAUUCACACGACGUGGACUUUUGAACUGCAUUCCAAAAUUAUAAUGCUAAUAAAAUUAUGAAAGUGUAGCUCUCAUGGCAACGGAUACUAGACGUUUAUACCCAAAAGAGAAAGAAAGUCAUGACCCGAAAGAAAAUAUUUCUCAGAAACUCACAAACAGACAACUUCGCCCGACUCUUCAAAACUAUCUCCAAUUGGCAUUUUCCCCACAAAUUCCUGUUUCAAAAAUAGUCCCCCCUCCCUAAAAUACAUCCCAACAAUUAGUACAAUCAAUUAACCUUCAUCAUCAUGAACAAAACGGUGGAACAACGUCAACAACAACUUUCUAGUUUUUGGGAAAAUGGGCCUGGACCUGCGGGAGUGAUGCUGCCACCCACAAUUGGGAUGGUGGGUCAUGACCCUUCACGGAAGCAAAAUCCUGCCUACUCUUUGGGCUUAAAGCUACCGUCGGUCCUAAUCCGGAAAGGAAACGGACCUGGACCUAUUUAUGCCAUUCCAAAGGGGAUGACCGCCAAGGGACCGGACACGCAAGUGGCUGCAUCGCUAAAGUCUAGGACCAAAGUUAUUGAACCCUUCAACACUCAAACACCCGGGCCUGCUGAGUACCUUCCAGCAAUCAACGUGAAUCGGAGAAAGGCACCAGAGUACUCACUUGCCUGGCGAACUCCAGUCAUUGAGAGAGGAAAAUGCUCCCCCGGUCCCAUCUACCUCCUUCCACCCUGCCUUGGACCAAAUAUUCCAGAUAAGAACACUACUGGCGAAGUGACCAUCAAAGGGAAAGGAAAAACUGAUGAUGAAGUUUUCCGAUCUCCAGGACCCAUAUAUGACAUUGGAAGCCCAAAUAUUAUCAAGAACAAGGGUGGGGAGGUGAGCAUCAAGGGAAGAUGGAGGGUCUUGAAGGGUCAAAGUUGCAAUGCGGGACCGGGUUCCUACAACGUGCACGAGUCCACCCCCCGCGUCUGGCGUCAACCACCCGCCUUCAGCAUCGGAAUCCGCCACUCCCCUUUUGCCGGAGUUUUUAUGACAGAGUGUGACAAGGCUGAAUCCGCAGUCCCAAAUUUCGACGAUUGUUGAGGACAUUUGAAUAAAUUUUGUACACCCAUAACUUCCCAUAAUGUGACUUUGGACAAAAAUGUGAAAAUUAUCAGUACUCGUGUGUAAUAAAGAGACAAAAUUCCUGUACUAACCCAA